AAUUACAGCCAAAACCACCCUUUCGUUUUCUUCUCCUUCUUCUUUCCCUUUUCCCCUCCAUCUCCUCUGCAACUAGAGAGAGAAAACCUCCCCAAAAUUAAAAUUUAGAGAGAGAAAAUCAACCCACACCUUCAUUAAUCUAAUGUUUUCUUAACUAUCCACUUUUUUAAUUUUUCAAUUAAUAAACACCCUAAUCGAACCCCACCCCCAAAAGUGGUAUUUUCAAUUUAAAUUCAAAUUCAACUAUUAUUUAAUAUUUUUUUUUUGUUUUGUUUUUGGAAAAAAAAUACAACAUUGCUAAAGCCAUAAGCACCUUCAAACUUCAGCAAUUUGCAUAAAAAUUUAUACCCUUUCCCCUUUUUCUCUCAGGGAAACCUAAAGUUUGCAAUUUAAUUUUGGGGUUUUCAUUGAAACUUUUCGAAACGGGGAAACGUGAGAAAGAUCGAUGGAACCGGCGGUGUUGGACGACAUAAUAAACAGGCUAUUGGACUUUCGAAACGCCAGGCCUGGUGCUGCAAGACAGGUUCAGCUUUCUGAGUCUGAGAUCCGCCAACUUUGCACGGCUGCCAAAGAUAUCUUCUUGCAACAACCUAAUCUUUUGGAGCUUGAAGCCCCCAUCAAGAUCUGCGGUGAUAUCCAUGGGCAAUAUGGUGACCUCUUGAGACUUUUUGAAUACGGGGGUUUUCCUCCUGAAGCUAACUACUUAUUUCUAGGGGACUAUGUUGACCGGGGCAAGCAGAGUUUAGAAACAAUUUGCCUUAUGCUUUCUUACAAAAUUAAAUAUCCAGAAAAUUUCUUCCUUUUACGAGGGAACCAUGAAUGUGCUUCCAUUAACAGGAUUUAUGGAUUUUAUGACGAAUGUAAACGCCGGUUUAAUGUGAGACUUUGGAAGACAUUUACUGAUUGUUUUAAUUGUCUACCUGUGGCUGCUGUUAUAGAUGACAAAAUAUUGUGCAUGCACGGUGGUCUCUCUCCUGAUUUGACUAACGUGGAUCAAAUAAAAAGUUUAUCUCGGCCAACUGAUGUACCAGAAUCAGGUUUAUUAUGUGAUUUAUUGUGGUCAGACCCUUCUAGAGAGGUUAAAGGUUGGGGUAUGAAUGAUCGGGGAGUCUCUUACACCUUCGGUGCUGAUAAAGUGGCCGAAUUCUUAAUGAAGAAUGACAUGGACCUAAUUUGCCGUGCACAUCAGGUUGUUGAGGAUGGAUAUGAAUUUUUUGCUGAUAGACAACUUGUUACUAUAUUCUCUGCUCCCAAUUACUGCGGUGAAUUUGAUAAUGCUGGUGCAAUGAUGAGUGUUGAUGAGAGUUUGAUGUGUUCGUUUCAAAUCUUGAAGCCGUCUGAGAGAAGAAGAUUUCUUUGAUCAAAGUUUUGAUGAUGUAGUCGUCAUUCUUUGUUCAGAUACCUCAUAUUUCUUGCUGUUAUUAUUAUUAUUAUUUCGGGAGAUUAAAUGAGUUUAGGCCACACAGUUGCUUUCUUCAAGGCUGAGAGAGCUGGGGUGUCAUCCUGCAUAAUCUUUGAAGACAAGAAAUUUGAAUGUAGUUGGAAAGUAAUGUGAUUGAACAUGGAGUUUGGAGGCAAUGGACAGAUUUGUGGGCAAUCAGAAUUGUCCCUAAUUAUGUUAUUUUUUUCCCUUAAAUUUUUGUAUUUUUACUUUAAAACUUUUUUGGGUAAACGAAAUUCUCAUUGGAUAGCAUGGUGCUGGUGUAUAUACAAUUGGUCUUUUAAUUGACCAUUCACUCUGUGCAUUGUUGACACCAAUCACAAUCUAUGUUUGUACCA
Molecule: messenger RNA, 1779 nt
Organism: Spinacia oleracea (spinach)
Lineage: Eukaryota; Viridiplantae; Streptophyta; Magnoliopsida; Caryophyllales; Amaranthaceae
Product: serine/threonine-protein phosphatase PP1 isozyme 2
Exons: 4
Coding region: 446-1360 (304 amino acids)
Cellular component (GO): cytoplasm; nucleus
Molecular function (GO): protein serine/threonine phosphatase activity
Source: RefSeq, a predicted model, not a curated record